Molecule: messenger RNA, 2979 nt
Organism: Brassicogethes aeneus
Lineage: Eukaryota; Metazoa; Arthropoda; Insecta; Coleoptera; Nitidulidae
Source: the annotation of a GenBank genome assembly
AUGGCAUGUUUCAGGACUUUUAGUGCCGAAGAAGUGUUUUACAGGACUGAAAAAUGGUUAACUCAAGAUCUGCGACGGACACGAGAACUACAGGGAAACAGUGAAAGAAAUAACACUUAUCCAUUGGAAACCAAUUUUAACUCUGAAGAUCAGGAGGACUUAGUGCCUUGGCGUGUUAGGCCAAAUCCAAGACAAUCUUUGAAUCUUUCAUUAGAAGGACAGUCAGGAAUUAAUAUGUAUUUUCUUAGGAUACAAAAUUGUUGGGUUUUUAAUUGUAGUCCCUUAUUAUUAAAACAAGAGGAAGAUGAUCAUUUUUUGCCCUCCCAAUUUAAUUCCAAUAAAAGACUUAUUUAUGGUUCAGUACCUAUUGACCCUCAUUCCUCCAAUUUUACAUCUAUCCCAACAUCUUCUGUUGCUUCCCCAUCAUUUGACAUUCCCAUGGAGGUUUCUGAUUGUGUCCCCCAAUUAAAUAUUAGUAAUCCCUCAUCUCCAAACUUAUCUGUAGAUGAGAUCCAAUUAAAUAUUAGUAAUCCCUCAUCUCCAAACUUAUCUCCAGUAGAUGAUUUCUCUGAUUCUGAGCUUAACACUUUGCCAUUUCCCAUUUUAAUUGAAUCUUCUUCCUCCGAUUCUGAAUCCCCCAAAAAUCCCCAACCCAGUAAAUCCAAUAAAACUGAAACCGAAAAGCAGCUUUAUCGGUUGCAUAGGAAUACAAUGUCCAGAGUUUCUAAAUUAAAGGCGCGUUGUAAUAGACAAAAAACCGAUUUAACGAACCUUCGCGAUUUGUAUAAGAGCGGGGACUUGGAAAACAUACGAAACGCUUCGCGUAAACCCAGAGGAAGGUGCUGGAGCGAUGAUGAUAAGGCAUUUGCACUUUCGAUGUAUAAACGAAGUGGAAAACUUUAUCGUUAUUUAUCCACGCAUUUUUCUUUACCGUCCAUUCCGACUUUAAAAAAUCUUUUGGGUAAAAUCCAGUUAAGUACGGGAAUAAAUGAAUUGUAUUUAGAACAUUUAAAAUUAAUUGAAAUUUGCGGGUUCGUGGAUUUAGGUCAUCUCGGGCGUACUGCAGAACGGGCGGAACACGCGUUAGUUUUUAUGAUUUGUGGAAUUAGUAACAAUUGGAAAGAAAUCGUCGCCUAUUAUUUAACCCAAAGUACCAUCUCGAGUCUAAAUUUAAAGUUGCUUAUAGUAGAGAUAAUUUCCAAACUUCAAUCCAUCGUUUUAAAAGUUCGAUUAACUGUUUGCGAUCAGGGAAGCACUAAUAGAGGCGCGUUAAAUAUGCUUUCCAGAGAAAAUACUAAUAAGCCCGGGCCUUUUUAUUUUGAAGUCAAUAAUAAACGCGUUUACUUUGCUUACGACGUCCCGCAUUUGUUAAAAAGCACUAGAAACGCCUUACUACGUUGUAAUGUACAAUUUGAUGACCAUAAAUUUGUGAAGUUUGAGCAUAUCAUUAAGACCUUUGUUUUUGACCGCAGUACAAAUUUGUAUCGCAUGUGCCCUAAACUAUCAGACCGUCAUUUCGAUUUUAAAAAUUCGUUUACGAAAAUGAAAGUUUCAUAUGCUGCUCAAACUUUAAGCUACACGGUAUCGAGCGCGAUUUUAAGUUUAGUGAGUGGGGGGGAACAUUUGCCAUCUGAUGCAACCCAUACUGCCGAAUUUGUGCAUUUAAUAAACUCUCUAUUUGAUUCAUUAAAUGGCAUGGGUUUAGAUAGCUCAAAAAGUGUUAAACCCGUUCUUUUAAGUAAUUCUGUUGAUUUUGAUGAAGAAGACAUUGAGAUACCUGAUAUUCAUGAUUUAAGUAAUUACCAAAAUGAGCCGUUACCUGAUACCAGAAAUUUGAGUUUGAAGUUUGCCCUCACUGAAGAUUCAGGACAUUUGGAAUUUUGGUCCGAUUUUUUAAUAAGGUUACAAAAAUUUAAACUAAUUGAAAUUAAGAGUUCAAGGGAUGUAACUAAUCAAUAUAAUUUUUUAAAAGGGUGGGAUGUAACUAUAAGAUCUGUAAUGGCUUUGAGGGGAGAAUUAAAGUUGGAGGGAUUUAAUUCAUUGUCAACGCGGUUUUUAAAUCAAGAUCCAAUUGAAAAUUUAUUUUGCCAAAUACGCCAACAUCGCUUUUUUAAUACAAAUCCCUCUUGUUUUCAAUUUAUAGCUGCUUUAAAAACUGUCAUUAUUAAUAAGUUAAGUAUCCCUUUAAUAAUUAGUAAUAAUAACACCGAAGAUGAUAAGGGUUCAAAUUUAGGGGGUUUUUCAAAAUUUUUGGCUGAAGCACAAAAUUCCGAUAUUGUUUGCAAAUUAAAUAUUUUUGAUUCAGAUUUUGAUAUUCUAGAGGGUUUAAUGAAAAAUGCUUCUGAAUGUCAGGGUACGUCUUAUGUUGCUGGUUAUUUAUUACGGAAGAUUCAGGUACCCCAAUGUCCCUCAUGCCAUAAGUCACUUUUUUCUGAAAAUGUCACUGAAAAACAUGCUUUAAUUUCUUUUAAAGAGUUUAACUCAAAUGUAGCCAAAUUGAUUUAUCCUUCAGACCUUGUUAUUGAGUUUUUUUCCAUGCUGAUGGAGAACGCAUUAGAUCAAUUGACGACAUUUUUCCGGAUGAUUCUGCAAAACGUGUAUGAACAUGAUGGGUCUUACACCCCAUUUCAAUCGGCUGAUGCUUCACCAUUGACAAUUUUAUCUAAAAGUGUCCAGUCACUAGGAUUUAGUUCCACCACUAGUGAUAUGAGUAAAAUUAAUGAUCCACAUUGGGUAACACAGAAGGAUUUUCAUGAUCUCAUACGGGACUGCAAGUUGUCCAAGGAAACCUGUGAAAUCCUAGGUGCGAAAAAAACAGGACACAGGGCGAAGGAAUGCACGGGCAAGAAGAAAUGCCUAAGAUGCAGCAGGGAUGGGCAUAGGACAAGUGAAUGCACUAUUCCCACAGCGACCGGAGCAGCUCAGAAGGCAGAUGAGACGACAAAUGAAAUCCAGGAUUUUCGGCAGCCCCCCGCGUAG